AAAUGAUACGAAGGGCUAGGGAAAAAACUGAAACUCGCUUAUUCUAUUAGUUUUGUUCGCUGUUUCCCUAUUUUUUACGUUCUUCCGAUUUUGCCAGAGAAGAGCCUUCAUUAGCUACAGGCACUUCUGUGUGCGCCAAACUAUCGCAUUGUCAGAAAAGAGGAAUGCAAGGGCGUCACCGAGCGAGCUGGCAAACACUGACCAUGAAACUAUUCAAUAUAGGGAAGAUGCCGCUGACGAUCGACUAACCUUGAACGUCGCCAGCGAAUAGCACCGCUCAAGUAUCUGCAUUUGACCACUGCUGUAUGCGCUUAAUGGUUGUGGCUGCGGUAUUCGAGAUGCAACCGAAGAUUGGAACAAAAUUGAGAGGGACAUUUGACAAGUCAGACCUGCAUUGGAACUGUCUCUGAUUAUAAGUUCACUGUAGAAAUGCGAUCAUGGCAUACUAAGUAAGAAAGUGUUUCGUUUUGGUGCUGCUCGUACAACGGUCGACAUGAGAAACGUAGGUUAUCUCCCUUUCGUCGUGACUGCUAUCCUUAUGGCAGUAACAGCUGCGUCGCGCGUCGAUCAUGCGUACAACCCAUAUCGGGAAGGUGGGUAUUAUCAUUUUGAUCACCAGGGAAUUCCGCAUUGGCACCCCGGCAGGUACCAUUACCACGGCUACGAUGAAUACAUUUACCGGUCACCUAAAUACAUAAAGUACCUAAGCGACCCAGUGGUUCAUCAGCGUUUGCCCACGUACACGAGAACCUAUGAGGUCCCGGUUAAUUAUCGCCAAGUCGACCAUCAGCAUCACCAUACCGACGAUCGUACCAUCGUUGAAAAGAAGAUUUACAAGCAAGAAAUAACACCUGUUCACUGCCAUAUCGGACCGACCCACAUCGAUGACUCUGGCGUUCACGGCCAUGUUCACUAUUAAACUCAGAUCAAACGCAAAAUGAGACGAUUUGAUCUAAUCAAAUUUUUCUUUUCUCUAUCUCAGUCUGAUAUUAGAAUUUCCAUAUGUCACAACCAAACCGAUGGGGCCGAUGGACACGUACGACGCGAAUGUUUCAUUAUUUAUAUGUCAAACGUAUGCGCCACAUGCAUCCAGUCGAGAAGUGUCUCGAGUAAAACGUGGCAGGGGGCGACAAGACAUAAAAGAAGAUCAAUUCAGAAAAAAAAAGACGUACAAAAAAGCCGAAUCGAAAAUUGAUGUUCAGAUAGAAAACAACUAUGCCGUCAGUCUUGCCUCAGACGAAACUAGGGUCGUGAAAAUCCUUCGUGUCUUUCUAACGAAAUAGUUCUUCAAAAUACGGUACUGAUCUUUUGGCCUCGUGCUCAGUGGAAAAUUAAUUAUAACUCUGUCGUGCUCCGUCCGACAUCACUGUAUGUGAAGAUCGGGCCUGAGGAUUACUUCAACGUCGUAAGUGUACUCGGGAAAACUCUAAGGCAGGAACGAGAAAAAAAAAUAUGAAAAUACGAGACGUUCUGGAGGAGACGUCUGAAUACAGACAUUGUGUACGUCUUUUGAUGUAAUUUCUGACAGCAUCUGUUUGCUAUCGGACCGAUGUACGAAGUAUUGUGUGGCUGGAUUCGAAUGGCGCUUUUAUGUAUGCACCAGUACUGCCUAUUGAUUUUGUAUAUUUUUAUCGUGAGUAUGUCUAUAUAUUUUAAAUAAAUUUUUAACCUUGUACGAUAAUCGGU
Messenger RNA from Varroa destructor (honeybee mite), 1686 nucleotides. RefSeq lists its product as uncharacterized. The record is from RefSeq and is a predicted model, not a curated record. NCBI's taxonomy places the organism in Eukaryota, Metazoa, Arthropoda, Arachnida, Mesostigmata, Varroidae.